AUGCACGCCCACGCGCAGGCUCAGCUUACCAGCAAGGUGACCGUGUCCGGUCUCAAGCGAUCCGCGCGCGUGCAAACGCGCGCGGUGAAGACCGUCGCGCACUGCUCCGCCGUUGACUUCUCCAAGAAGGCUGCGUCCUUGGCCGUCGCCGCCGCCGUCGCCGCGGCUCCGCUCGUCGCCGUCGAAGAAGCCUUCGCGCGCGAUGUUCAGCCGUACGCCGGCUUGACCCCGUGCAAGACCUCCAAGGCUUUCGCGAAGCGUGAAAAGACGGAACUCAAGGCGCUCGAGAAGCGCCUCAAGAAGUACGACCCGGAGUCCGCCCCGGCGCUCGCUCUUCAAGCGACCAUGGAGAAGACCAAGACGCGCUUCGCCAACUACGGUGAGUCUGGUCUCCUCUGCGGUAAGGAUGGCCUCCCGCACUUGAUUGUCGACGGCAACCUCGAGCACCUCGGUGAGUUCGCCAUUCCGGGCUUGGGUUUCCUUUACGUGGCGGGAUGGAUUGGCUAUGCGGGCCGAUCUUACAUCCAAGAGAACAAGACGGCGAGCAAGCCGACUGAAGGUGAGAUCAUCAUUGAUGUCCCGAAGGCGCUCGGUCUCAUGUUCCAAGCGGGCGCGUGGCCGCUCCUCGCGGGUCUUGAGCUUAAGAACGGUACGCUUACCGCCCCGGAAAGCGAAAUCACCGUUUCCCCGCGAUAA
Ostreococcus tauri is the source of this 696-nucleotide messenger RNA. RefSeq names its product Photosystem I PsaF, reaction centre subunit III. The record is from RefSeq and is a predicted model, not a curated record. Gene Ontology annotation, biological process: photosynthesis. Gene Ontology annotation, cellular component: photosystem I reaction center; photosystem I; chloroplast thylakoid membrane. The transcript has 2 exons. Lineage: Eukaryota; Viridiplantae; Chlorophyta; Mamiellophyceae; Mamiellales; Bathycoccaceae. Bases 1 to 696 code for a protein of 231 amino acids.